AUGUCGCAUCAAAGAAAAGCAUCGGCGCUUUCAUUUCUCGGGGGAGCUCUGUGCGGAUUGGGUUGGCUCAUGUUUGUAGAUGCGCUCUGUGUUGGAGGUUUCUUGACCUCGGGGGAUGACUUGUACACGUGCACCAUGACAGCAACACCCGUAUGCUUAGCCACGCUCUUCAUUCUCACCCUCAACAUUACCAGUGUGGACGACAUGCGAGAGUCCUAUUUUAGCUAUGGGCUGUAUGCUCUGUCGUGGGGUCCGUCGUCAAUCUUGUAUAUGGCAGCUGGACAGGACGAACUCCACGGCAGUCAUGGCUCGACGGCGUUGUAA
Molecule: messenger RNA, 324 nt
Organism: Guillardia theta CCMP2712
Lineage: Eukaryota; Cryptophyceae; Pyrenomonadales; Geminigeraceae
Exons: 3
Coding region: 1-324 (107 amino acids)
Source: RefSeq, a predicted model, not a curated record